ACUCCUAUUUACAAGGGAUGAAGGAAAGAAAAAUUUGAAGGCGCCUAUGUUAUCCAACAUGAGUGAAGUUUCCUGCAAAAAACGGGAUGACUAUUUGGAAUGGCCUGAGUAUUUCAUGGCAGUGGCCUUCUUAUCAGCACAGAGAAGCAAAGAUCCAAAUUCCCAGGUCGGAGCCUGUAUUGUGAAUGCAGAAAACAAGAUUGUUGGCAUUGGGUACAAUGGAAUGCCUAACGGGUGCAGUGAUGACCUGUUGCCUUGGAGGAGAACAGCUGAGAAAAAGCUGGAUACCAAAUACCCCUAUGUGUGCCAUGCUGAGCUGAAUGCCAUUAUGAACAAGAAUUCGGCUGACGUGAAAGGCUGUAGCAUGUAUGUCGCCUUGUUCCCGUGUAAUGAAUGUGCUAAGCUCAUCAUCCAGGCAGGUAUAAAAGAAGUUAUUUUCAUGUCUGAUAAAUACCAUGACAGUGAUGAGACAAUAGCUGCAAGACUCAUGUUUGAGAUGGCUGGGGUUGCAUUCAGGAAAUUCACACCCAGGUGCAGCAAGAUUGUUAUUGACUUUGAUUCAAUUAACAACCGACUGAGUCAGAAGCUUCAGUGAGUUCAACCUCAUUAAAUCUACAGAAGUUUGGGACUCUCCUCUGCUAAGAAGCUGCUAUUGCCUUUCAUCUUAAAGUUGCGUGUAACUUUUUAAUAGCCAGCCCAGCACAAGUAGACAUGUAAAGAAUAUAAAGCCUCAAAUCUCUCUACUGUCCCUCCUGUCACACGGAAUCUACAUCUGUUUAAACUAUUGAUUUAGGGUUGGAAAUAAGGAAACCUGCAGAUGGCCUGUCACACAAGGCUGGAGUAAGGGUGUCUUUUCCCUUGUGACCUGGUUCACUGGGAUCCUGAUUGGUCUGCAGAAGAGCGUUGCCCCUCUGUCAUCCACUACAUUUCAGUAGCCACUUCUGCGUGUGUGCUGUAAGGACACAUAAAUAAUUGUUUGUGUUCUUCACGGGUAUGGCAGCCACACUGAUGUGCACAUCUGGCCCAAGUGAAGCAUGACAUAUAAUGCCCUUGGGGAAAAAAUGGCACCCAAAUGACAGUAGCAUUAAAGAAUUUUUUCUGCAGAUUUGAGGGAGGCCUCCUACCUACCCAACCAGAAAACCUAGAUCGGAUGGCACAUCUGUCCUGACAGAUGAUCAGCACCAUUAAACCAGGAAUAUCUCCUCUGUUCCUGCUAUCCUUUUACAUGCUGGGUAGUGGCACAUCAUCCUCUGGGGGUGGGACCCCUAUUGUUCUGGCCUCUUAUUUUUGGUUUGUUGGUCACAUGGAGCUGUUACAUUUAGUUUAUCUGAGUAAUGAAUGGUUCCCAGAGGGCACAGCUUGUCUCAUUGCCACCCCACUAGACCACGCCCUGCUGUUGUAGCAGCUGGGAUUGCACGGUGGGAGGUGUUGGGCACCCCCCACCUCUGCUGCUUCUGCUGCGUAGAAACAGGUUGCUCCCUCUGCAUGCCAACAUGGUUCAUUUCCAAGGGUGCUCCCUAACCAGAGAUUAAGUUAAUUCCUAUCCUGCAAGUGAAUUGUGAGAAUUCUGCCCACCUGGAGGCGGUUUAUUCCAGGUCUGUUGGUGAUGGAAGCUCAUUUGUGCUGGCAACAUGCCUUCAUCUACCUAAACAUCACCCUAAACAUGCUUGAUACCUUUGUUAAGAAAAUGGUUUCUUUAUAUUAAAAGUUACUACCUUUUUUUGAAUGCCCUUAUAUUUUCAAGAAUUUUUAUUUUGUCUCUGAGGUUUUGUACUCUAUGCUCUAGGACAUUUUAUGAUUUGGCUCCUUGCUACUAUUAAAAUCUUAUUAAAAUUUACCACACCGAAGUAUGUUCAUGUUUAUAUUACAACAGUUACAUGUUUAA
Chinchilla lanigera (long-tailed chinchilla) is the source of this 1885-nucleotide messenger RNA. It is a transcript of the gene Dctd, whose product is annotated as dCMP deaminase. Gene Ontology annotation, cellular component: cytoplasm. Gene Ontology annotation, biological process: dUMP biosynthetic process; dTMP biosynthetic process. Lineage: Eukaryota; Metazoa; Chordata; Mammalia; Rodentia; Chinchillidae. Gene Ontology annotation, molecular function: dCMP deaminase activity; zinc ion binding. The record is from RefSeq and is a predicted model, not a curated record.